CCUGAAGACAGAAUGACAAGAGAAAUUCACUCGCUCUUCAUCAUUCAGAAGACAGAAAAAAAACUUUCCGAAGCACACCAUUCAGAGCACCAUCCUGUCCCGCUCCACCCUCUGUAGACGGGAGAAUGUGAGAAGAUUUUCAAAGGACUGUCUCAAUGAACAUGUAUUUAGGAAGUAAACUCUCCUGACCGGCUGUAGGGAGUGCCUUCAUGUACCCCGCCUAGUGAUGGUGCAGACCAUGUGUAGACAGGCACGCAUGUUUAACAGCCUCAAUUACAGUAGCACGCUCUGAUCUGCUGGGGUUCUUGAAAACACAGUCACAUGGUUUGAAAAGAAAGCAGGCGAGAGGAGGAGGAAGUUGAGACCGGAUAGCAGCAUGCUUACCUGGCAGAGUGUUAGUCUCACGUUAUACUCACCAAUGAAUUCACCUGACACUUCUGUGCACUUGGGCACCUGUUGGAGGAACUGACUCGGCCGGUGUGGACAUGACACAGAACGGCACUGUAGCCGGCAAUGGCACUCAAACUGAUUCUCUCAAAAUUGUGAUCGUCGGAGACGGGGGUUGUGGGAAAACAUCUCUGCUUAUGGUGUACGCCAAAGGAGAUUUCCCAGAGAAAUAUGCUCCGUCUGUGUUCGACAAAUAUGUCACCACUGUAUCCUAUGGAGGGAAAGACAUUCAGCUGAAUCUGUACGACACGGCAGGCCAGGAAGACUAUGAUCGCUUGAGGCCUCUGUCGUAUCAAGAAGUAAACCUUGUUCUCAUCUGCUACGAUGUGACCAAUCCGACGUCGUUCGACAAUGUCACGAUAAAGUGGUACCCAGAGGUCCGUCAUUUCUGCCGUGACGUCCCUAUUGUCUUAAUAGGGUGCAAGACAGACCUGCGAAAGGACAAAGAGAAGACGAGGAAGCUCAAAGCUUUAGAUCUGGCGCCCAUCACCUACCUCCAGGGUGAACAGAUCCAGAAACAAAUGAACGCUGAGAUAUACCUGGAGUGUUCGGCUAAAUAUAGAGAAAACGUAGAGGACAUUUUCAGAGAGGCGACCAAGCGAGCGCUAGCAGCCAGGGCUAAAGCAAGACAUCGCCGCAAGAAGAAGAAACGCUGCACCAUUCUGUGACCACUGCCAGAAGAACACACUUGUUCAAGUUUUGUAUAUAUGAACUAGGAUAUUCUGUAAACAUUCCGGAAACAUCUGCAAAGCUUCUCACAAUUGUUUAAGCUUUCUCGAAGGAAUAUUCUUCAGGACAUGUGGUGUGCGUUUUCUCACAAUCUAUCCAUCAAGCAAGGCUUAACUGUUUGACAGAGGUCACCAGUGUGUGUGUGAUAAGUCUGUAAUGGUCCACACCACAUCUUUCUGCUGGUGUUACUGAGAUGACUUGAUGGAAUUUGGUCUGCCAUGAUUGUGGAUCCAAUAGGAGAUGGAAAAACUGCUGCUGAGGUCUCAGGGAUGACUAUACAUAUAUCACAUAGUCACAUUUUAAAUUUGGUUACAAUCUGUGUUGUUUAUAAUGGUAACGCACAACUAACUGAAGUACACUGGGUGUAACAUGUUUCUGUUGUGCAAUGCAUGUUAUGGACAGUUUUUAAACUUUGAGUUACAGUAUUUUGUGAGUCUUUAAAGCGUUCUGAACAAAAAAUAGGCCUAUGGUGUACAAAAAAUCCUGGAGAUUUGUAGAAAUAUGAGUCUGUGUGUAGACCACCACCAUUUACAACAUUUUAACUGGAAUUUCACUUUUGUUUCUUUCAGUAGGCUACUGGGAUUGUAUCCCUAACUUUUUCAGAUCUCGCAUAGAUGCCAGAAAGUGUUUAAAUCAUUUGAAAACCAUUAUUGCACAAAUAAACCAGUGAUAUUUCAAGACAAA
This is a messenger RNA of Sinocyclocheilus rhinocerous, 1860 nucleotides long. RefSeq names its product ras homolog family member F (gene rhof). Gene Ontology annotation, molecular function: GTPase activity; GTP binding. The transcript has 6 exons. The record is from RefSeq and is a predicted model, not a curated record. The coding region runs from base 486 to 1115 and encodes 209 amino acids. NCBI's taxonomy places the organism in Eukaryota, Metazoa, Chordata, Actinopteri, Cypriniformes, Cyprinidae. Gene Ontology annotation, biological process: small GTPase-mediated signal transduction.